Molecule: messenger RNA, 5187 nt
Organism: Episyrphus balteatus (marmalade hoverfly)
Lineage: Eukaryota; Metazoa; Arthropoda; Insecta; Diptera; Syrphidae
Gene: SKIP
Exons: 18
Coding region: 1825-4785 (986 amino acids)
Molecular function (GO): protein binding
Source: RefSeq, a predicted model, not a curated record
CAUUUACCGUAUUUCCAGUUGUGAUAGUGCGACACGGACUGGAAUGUAUUUGCUCUCAACAACUGGUAGCCGCCUUGGACAAAAAACAGUUCGGUUGAUGUCUUUGAAUGAGUGAGGUCACGAUUUCUGGUGUUUGUAAUAUCACAGAAUAAAGAAUUAUAAUUGUGUGAUAUUCGUUCCCCCGGUGAAUUUGUCAACGGUGAAAAGAUAGAGAUUAGAAAAUCUUCGUUUUCAUAAAAAGUCCUUAAUUCUUAAAUUUGUUUAAGACAAAAAACAAGGAUUUCGUCCUUAAAAUUUUGUUUUGUGUUCAAAACCUUUUUCACUGAGAAAAGAAUUCUCACAUAAAAAAAGUAUGUUUGGGUGAAACGAAAAAGAAAAAUGUGCGCUACUACAGUUAUUGUUAAAUCCUGCAAAGGAUUCUUUAACUUCCACAAUACAUUCCAGGAAUUACACCUGUGAAACGGAAUUUGCCAAUACAAAAAAAAAAGAAGUAAAAAAAACCAAAUUAAAUUCGGGGCGUUCGCAAAGUGUGUCUGUUUGCUUGCAAAAAAAAAAUAUAUAAAAUAAAAAGAAAAAGCAAAAUAAAAAAAAGAGAGAAUUUCACAAAAGGAAAGUGAAUGAAAUAAUCCUUUUUUUUCGGGGGUUUCCUUUUGUUUUCUGUUGAUUUCUGUUUUUUUUUAGAGAAUCCCUUUUUUUCCUAUAUUUUUUUUUCGUUUGCGGUAUUUCUCUCUGUACGUAUACCUAUGUGUCGUUUUUUUGAGUGAAAGUGCAGAAAAAAAAUACAUACAAAAAAGGAGGGAGGAUAGAAGAGGAAAAAAUCCUUUUUGUUGUUGUUGUUAUUCUUCGAUUCUACGAUUUUGUUCUUGUUGUGUCUCGUGAAAAAUAAGGAAACAAGCAAAUCCUUGGUGUAAAUAAAAAAGCAAAAUAAAAAAAAAUAAUACAAAAAAAAGAAAAAUUUUGUGGAAAUAAAAAAUUGAUCCUUGUUCGUCCUUUUUUUGUGAAAGAGUUUAACCAAUACACUUAUGCGGUAUAUAUACAAUAAUAUUGAAGGAUUAGGUACCUUAUUCCUCUCCGUCCGUCAAAGCUUAAUUAUCCACCAAAACUAAGGAUUCACCAUUUGCCAUUAGAUUGACAUCGAAGUGUUUGAAACAAGAGAAACAAACGCCCUUUUGAAUCUUUGUGUGGAAUAUUGCAUUUUCAUCGACACUAACUCGUCGUUUUGUCACAACAAAAUAGCGACAAGUUUGUUUGUGAGGAGAGCAAAAUAACACAAAUUUAUCCAUCCAACAAGAAAAAACAACAACACUAAAACAGUCCCACCAACAAAAGAACAAAACAACAAAAUUCUGAAGACUCAAGUUGAUCGUGAAAUAGUUCAUCUGAAAGAUCGAUCGUGUAUAGAAGAAGAACGAAACUAUAAUAAUCGACCAUCAAUCAAUCUAUCUUAAACGCCUCAAACCGCGAAUUUCACCGAUUCAAAGAAGAAAAGAUACAUUCUUUUGUAGAACGAUCCCCGUGCGUUCGAUCGUGUCGUGUCGUCGCGUUGCCGUAUAAAUCGUCGUGAUUUUUCUAUAUUCUUUUUUUUGUAUUCUCUUACAAAUAUUUCCUUCAAGUUGCGAGAAAAUAAUUCACAAAAUCCUAUGUUUAAUUCAAAGAAAAGCCAUUCUGCGCCAUCUAUCCUCUGACACGCGUAUCUCAUCUAAAAUCCAUCGAUCGGUAGCCAUAUUGAUUAUAACCAUAGUCAAUUUUUAGUUUUUUUUUUUUUUAUUGAAAGCGGUUCGUCGCCGCUAAUAAAUAAAUUCGGAUUAACCCACCAUCCACAGAAUGGCCGUUAGUAAUAUCGUUUGCGAGUGGUUACGUGCCCUCGGAUUGGCCCAAUAUGCGGAGAGUUUUCUCGAUAACGGUUAUGAUGAUUUGGAGAUUUGCAAACAAGUCGGUGAUCCCGAUUUGGAUGCGAUCGGUGUCGAAAAUACUUCACAUCGUCAUAAAUUGCUAAAAAGUAUAAGGCAAUUGCGGGAAAAAGGUGCGGCAAGUGUGUAUUUUAUGUUGAACGAUCCGAAUUCGUUGUCUGGGAGUACGGAGAUACUUUGUGAAACACCACCCAAUGAAUUGGAACUGAUCCUGAGGGAGCAGCUGGAAACGGAUGCGAUACGAUUGACAUCCCAUCCAUAUUCAACACCGGAUGGGCAACGAGGACAUUUAGAAGGUCUAGCAUCGGUGUAUUGUGAACUUCUAAUGGCUCCCUUUGGUGAUAUAUUGAGUGCUUUAGAAAAUGCCAGGCAAGCAGCAUGGGCGGAACGAAGUCCACAAAAUCCAGCGGGAAUGGGUACAACGCGAGGUCACCGCGGUCAUUCCAGUCAAGGUGGUCUGCCAAAUAGUCAUAGUCAGCCAAUUUAUGUGCCAGGAAAAUAUUCGCCUUCAAGUUGUCUGUCGGACAAGGAGGAAGACGAAAUUUAUGGUUUUGGCUAUGGAGUGUUUGCGCCCCGUGUGGCCCGAGGUGCAUUGCAACUUCAACAGCAAAUGAUACAGCAGCAACAACAGCAACAGCAGCAACAACAACAACAACAACAACAACUUUUACCAUUAGUGCCACAAUCACAACAACAACAACAGCUACAGUCCGGACAACAACAAUUACAAUCCGGACAACAGCAACUGCCUAACUCAGCGAAUUUAAAUUUAGUCCAACAAAGUUGCUUGAGUCCCAGGUCAGCGUAUUUUUAUGAAUUUCCUCCAACAACAGAAGGACGAGAAACAAAAAAGCGAACAACACUUGCUCGGCUUUUAAAAGGACUUAAGACUGUAAAUAGAAGAGAUCGAAAUAACCACCAAACAGCUGCUCAAGUAAGGGCGGCCAAUGAACGACUGAGACACUUCCAGACAAUGAACGGAGGACCCCAUCAAAGUUUCGAAGAGACAAUCCAUAGGUUAAAAGUACAAGAAGCCAUGCGAAAAAAGGAAAAAUUUCAAAGAGAGCACGAAGAGAUUCUCCGAGACAUACGGCAAGGACUAUUGCAAAUGAGUCGAGAGGGUAGAAUAGAUGACACGUACAUGUACGACGAUGCGGUCCGUGGGGCCGCCUACGGCAUGGGUGGCAUCCACCAUCAGGGACAUUGGUACGAUGAACCACCAUACGAAAGUGAUCCGGAUGAUUUUCUCAUGUCUGGAAUCAACUGCGGUCCUGCGGCUACAAUUCAGGGUGGUCGUGUACGUUUCACAUCGAAUCGUGAAAGCACAGGAGUAAUUUCAUUAAGAUCAGCCGGCGAUAUAUCCUUACCACAAAGAGGUCCACCCAGACGAGGUCUUAUCGUGCCACAACAGCCACCUAAUCCGCCAACAAUAAUACCCCUAACGCAUGCCAGAUCACAUGACCGAGAAAGCGGUGACUAUGCUGGAUCAAUUUCGGAUCUGCAAAGUGUUACUUCCCGGCUAAGUGCGGUUUCGAUUGGAACAAACAAUUGCACCGCACGAUAUCGGACUUUAAGUGGUGGAAUUGGUGAGUCGCCAUCUUUGUCACCGAGUCCUUCUUCCGAUUACGAGGAUAUAGCUGCUACUCGUGGCUUGGCACUUAGUUUGGCAGCAAAGAGCAAAAAGAAUGGCAAUCACAAAGGAACGACUAUUAGCCAGAAGGCGACCGUACAUCAUUCCAACGAAAUGCGAAGUUCACCAAAGGAAAUUGGCGUAUUUAAUGAGAACGGAAGGAAUUUCGUUGCCACAAAGGAUACCUCAAGGGAUUUCAGCAAUUCCCAGGAUAAUACAGACCGAGGAAGUAUGAGUGAUCAGGCAUUUGCUUGUUCGGCUAGUUCUGUAGAGAGUUUACCCAGUGCAUCCGGUUCAAGCACUCAAGCUUUAGUUCGUCCUGGUAGUCCACAUAGUUCGAUAUCCACCGAAGAUCGAACAUCAUUAGUGCCGAUUUGCAAAGCCAAAGCUCUUGUCGAUAGUUUGCCAAAUCCUUACGAUAAGGAAGCACUUAAAUUUAAGAAAGGUGACAUUAUUGAUGUACUUUCAAUGAAUGCAUCUGGGAUAUGGAGAGGACGUUGUCACGGACGUAUUGGACAUUUUAAAUUCAUUAAUGUCGAAGUAAUGCCAGAAAAUAGGAUAAAAAAUUUAAAUAACAAAAGUUUAAGCCGCCUGACAAAUACCAAUGGACCCAAUUCCGUUGAGGAUUUAUUGUUUCGCAUUGGAUUGAAGGAGUAUACUUCGGUGUUUGUUUUAAAUGGAUAUGAAGACUUGGAGCUAUUUAAAGAGCUUGAACCUGCCGAUUUGGAUUAUUUGGGAAUUGUUAUACAGGAUCAUAGAGCGAAGCUGUUAACGGCUGUGCAGUUGUUGCAUGACAUUGAAUGCUCCGAUGGUGAUAUAGCCGGCUCUAGUUCCGAAAAUGACGAAGCCCGACUCAACAACAUCAACAAAAAACACGGUUCUUCACCAUUUGGUCGCAGACACUUCCCACGUGAUUCGGGUUGCUACGAAGGCUCCCCGGUGCCAUCAUCCCAAACACCCACCCAAACAAUAACAUCCACCGAUGACUCAAAUAGCUUAGACGACGUUGUAACAAAAUGUUCAACAGAAAUUCUCAAACGUGUCGAAAGUGCACGUCGCCAAAAGGAAGCCAGCUCUGGGGGACCUCUAAAAGGUCUCUCCCGUGUCGGUAAGAAAGGUCUCCUCGGCGGUAGUUUAAUGGGCGAUGAAACUCUAACUCGCGGCGGAGGCUUGAGUGAAAAAUCAAGUGACUCGGGCGUGAGUAGUAGCUCCUUAUCAUCGAAUCCACUGAAGAACAACUCUUAACAUUUGCCGCAAGUCCUUGCGCAAGAGUUGGCAGCUGCAGCUGCCAAUUGCAAUACACUGCCACAGAUGUCUGUAUCGUCAAUGGCAAUGGUUAUGCCCUCUUGCGGCGGCAGCGUAACAAAUAAUUUAAAUCUUAAUCGUAACUUGGUCAUACUUCGAAAUCAUUUGCGCAAAAAUACGAUCUCAUCGAAUCAAUUUAAUGGUGUGGAUGCAGACGACGACGAUGAUGGUGAUCAUGUGCAUCUUCAUCCGCAUUCGGCGGAUCAAUAGCCCCUUGAAGAUAUGAUUAGUUCGAAUAGACCUCGUUUCUUGAUACGUUUUGAGAUUGUUCUUAAUUCGUUAUUUUGUCGUUCAUUUUAUACUCCGCUCAAGUGAAAGUUAAUAAUUGUAAAAUUUAAAUCA